Odocoileus virginianus texanus is the source of this 1366-nucleotide messenger RNA. It is a transcript of the gene ART1, whose product is annotated as ADP-ribosyltransferase 1. Lineage: Eukaryota; Metazoa; Chordata; Mammalia; Artiodactyla; Cervidae. The record is from RefSeq and is a predicted model, not a curated record. Gene Ontology annotation, molecular function: NAD+-protein-arginine ADP-ribosyltransferase activity; NAD+ poly-ADP-ribosyltransferase activity.
CUGGAGACCAACACCAGCUUCCAAGCCCCGGAGAAAGUCUAGGUGAGGAAACUGAGGCCCAGACAGUGACUUGACCAGGGUCAUCUCCAGCAUGCAGGGCCCUGCCGUGAUGUCUGUGUUGCUUGUGUCCGUGGGCCUCAUGGAAGCACUCCAGGCCCAGAGCCACCCCGUCAUACGACGAGACCUCCUCUCUCGAGAAAUGCCCCUAGACAUGGCCCUGGCCUCCUUUGAUGACCAGUAUGCUGGCUGUGCCGCAGCCAUGGCGGCUGCUCUCCCGGAUCUCAACCGCACAGAGUUCCAGGCCAACAAAGUGUACGCCGAUGGCUGGGCACAGGCAAGCAGCCAGUGGCGGGAGCGCCAGGGCUGGGGGCCCGAGUGGGGUGUCAGCCCUACCCGUCAGCUCGCCCCCCUGGGCUUCCGAGAAGAGCACGGGGUGGCCCUCCUGGCUUACACGGCCAACAGCCCCUUGCACAAAGAAUUCAAUGCAGCCGUGCGUGAGGCAGGUCGCUCCCGGGCCCACUACCUCCAGCACUUCUCCUUCAAGACACUCCACUUCCUGCUGACCGAAGCCCUGCAGCUGCUGCGCAGCAGCCAGCGUCCACCCCAGUGCCACCAGGUGUUCCGAGGUGUGCAGGGCCUGCGCUUCCGGCCGGCGGGGCCUGGGGCCACCGUCAGGCUGGGGGGCUUUGCCUCCGCGUCCCUGCAGAAUGCUGCGGCCCAGCACUUUGGGGAAGACACUUUCUUUGGCAUCUGGACCUGCCUUGGGGCCCCCAUCAAGGGCUACUCCUUCUUUCCUGGGGAGGAGGAGGUGCUGAUCCCUCCCUUCGAGACCUUCCAGGUGAUCAACGCCAGCAGGCCGGCCCAGGGCCCCUCUCGUAUCUACCUCCGGGCCCUGGGCAAGCGCAGCACAUACAACUGCGAGUACAUCAAAGACAAGCAGUGCAAGUCUGAGCGCUGCCGUCUGGUUAAUUCAGCCGUGGGUCAGAGGCCCAUUCCUGCAGUCUGGUCCCUUCUACUGCUGCUCUGGUUCCUUGUUGGGGAGGUCUUUCUAGAGAGUCCGGGCCUCCUCUAAUCCAUCAGCCACUGAACAGCCCUGCCUGUCACCUCUGCCCAACAUGAGGAUGUCAGUCACAUGCGUGCUCUGAGUGUGGCCAAGAUCUCGGGUAACUCCAUCUAUAGGAAACUCUGGGGCCUUCUCUGGUGACUGCUGGGCCUGCUAGCAGGAAGAAAAUGUGGGGACUGAGCCUCUCCCAGAGUUCUUGGAGUCAGAUGCUGAAGAGAGGUGGGCGGACUGCAGGACAGGUAAUCACUCACCUGGAGAUAGAUUAUAGUAGUUCGGAGGUGGGUGACUGGGGAGAAAAGUACU